This is a messenger RNA of Parus major (Great Tit), 1469 nucleotides long. It is a transcript of the gene GET1, whose product is annotated as guided entry of tail-anchored proteins factor 1. The annotation marks the transcript as partial. The transcript has 4 exons. The record is from RefSeq and is a predicted model, not a curated record. Lineage: Eukaryota; Metazoa; Chordata; Aves; Passeriformes; Paridae. Gene Ontology annotation, biological process: tail-anchored membrane protein insertion into ER membrane.
GCGGAGAGCGGCGCCUGGCUGCUGGUGCUCGGCGCCGUGUUCCUCUGCAGCGCGCUCAGGAUCCUCCUGCCCUCCUGCUCCUCCCUCAUAUCCAGGCUGUUACAGAAGGAUGCAGAGCAGGAAUCUGAGAUGAGAGCUGAGAUCCAGACCAUGAAGCAGGAGCUUGCCACCAUCAGUAUGAUGGAUGAGUUUGCCAGAUAUGCCCGGCUGGAGAGGAAGAUUAACAAAAUGACUGACAAGCUCAAAACCCACGGUACAGUUCCAUAUCUGCUCCCUUUUCCAAAAGGAAAAACAUUUUCUGUAUCUGAAAAGCAUUCUGUCAAGAGUGUUUUCAGUUUUAAGUAUAAAUUCCCAUUCCAGGCUGCCCUGAUGAUCUCUCUGAUCUGGAAGUAUUACUCUGAGCCCGUCACGGUCCUUCCAAGCAAAUGGUUGGCUCCCCUGGAGCGCCUGGUGGCCUUCCCUACAGGAGUGGCAGGAGGUGUGGGAAUUACCUGCUGGCUCGUGGUCUGCAAUAAAGUUGUGGCUAUCAUGCUGCACCCCUUCAGCUGAAGGAAUCCCUGGACUCCUCAACUGCAUUCACAUUAUCACUGUUUUAAAUUAAUUUAAAAACAAAGGGGACAGUUAUCUUUCAUGAGACAAGGUCUGGGGCAAUCCUUGUUAUUCCAUUUGGAUAUCAGUCAGUCCUUUUGAUUUCUCUUCCCAGAGUUUGCCUUUCAGUUUGGAAAGAACAGCAUUGCUGGUUAUAAAACCUCAUUUUGGGUUUAUUUGUGGCAGAGCCAUAAGGUUUUGCUGUGGCCUGUUGUCACCAACAUCUAAAAGUGUUGGAUAUGUGAUUUUAAAUUGGAAAUGUGCUGGCUUUAGGAAUUAAUUUGGGAGCAUGGCUGUUUCUUUGCUGUAAAAUGUGGUAGCUUCACCCCGAGGUGGGAUCAUGUUGAGUGGUGCAGAGGGCAAAGGGAGGUGGGUUGGGACAAAAGAGAGUUUCUUUGUGACUUUUUUUACCUUAAAAUUGGAAUAUUCUUGAGCUUUCCUAAAAAAAAAAAUAGAUGUGUUUAAUAAGAUUUUAUCUCUUUAAGAGGUUUCUUCAGCUGCCAAACACAGGCUGCUGUCAAUGAUGCAGAAGACAGUGCUGUUCCUGCAGAGGGGAUGCUGAUUUAGCUUCCCACUCUGGAAUUCCCACAGAGGAAUGAUCUGUUCUGUCAUUCCAGGGCCUUUUCCUCCCUGCAGGAAGGAAGGGGCCAGGACCCUCUAAAAUUGGCACUGCCUUUAAAAACCAGUUCAAAAGGUGAGGUUCUGUUGUGUGUAUAGAUUAAAUAUUUUUGUUUGUUUGUUUUUUUAAUGUUAAUUUAAAAAUUGGGAUUUUAUAUUAGGAAUUGUAUUUAGCCAACAUGAAAAUAAAUAUCAAGGUAAAAAUGUGAUUGAAUGUUAUGUAUAAUUGUGAUUUUAUUAAGGAAAUAAAGCUUUUCCACUCA